AAAGUAGGUCAGAGAGGGCUACCCUUGAUAGACAAUCAGGUCAACACAUAUGCAUUCCUGUUUAACACUGUUCACUGUUAAGGAUUAUAACAGAGAUAGAGCCAUCUGCAUGUGUACAUAUAGGUCCACAUGGUCUGAUGGCAUUGCAAGCACAGAUUCCAGAAUAAUUGUGAUAACUGCUUUUUUGUUGCUUGAGCAUAGUGGAAAGGUCAUGGCCUGUGGAGCAGCAUUACCAUUAAACUACUCUUGCAAUUUUGAAGAUCCAGGGCAAUGUGAUACUAUUAUAUUAUCCAGAAGAAUUAUCUCUACAAUUGCAGCAGUUGGUUGUAUCCUUCUUUUGAUAUUCAUUAUAUGGCGGCCUCGCUUUGGAGAAGACUGGAGAAAUUUGGCCUACAUGGAUGUGAUGCUCAUUUACUUGGACGUUGCUAUACUUUUUCACAGCAUUGGAUGGUGGAUGGAAGAAGGGGUUGAUGUACUUAAAGAAAAACCUGGAUCUCCAUCACCCAUUUGUCUUGCAACUGGUCAUGUGCUUCAGUUUAGUAAUUGGUUUUCCAUUUUAGCAGCAUUCAAUAUAACCCUGUGUUGUUCAGUGCGAAUAGGAUGCAAGAUAGUAUUGGAUAAGUGGUGGAUCACCAUCAUUGUUUGCUUGCUUGUUUCUCUGUUCUUUACAUUCAUCCCUUGGGCAGGGAAUGCAUAUGGCCCAGAUGGCCUUGAAUAUGGAAUGUGGUGCUGGAUUCGCAAUGAUAAACUUUGGUGGCAAUUUGGAACGUGGUAUAUUUGGUUACUCAUAGGGAUAUUGCUGAUGUUUUUUAUGCCCAUCAUUGCAUAUUCCUGCAGACGAAAAUGUGAUGACCAUGCAAAAGCAGCCUUGUGCAUGGUGCUUUAUCCAGUACUUUAUCUCAUUUGUUGGAUUGCACCUACAGUAAACAGAUAUCAAGAACUUGUACACAGCUGUGAGCCAAGAAUCUACUCCCAUGUUUUAGGACACACAGUUUCAGUCAGUCUUUAUGGACUUCUGAUAGCAAUAGCAUACAUAGUUACAUCAAAAUGUAUCUGUGAUGGAGGAGAUGGAGGCGGGGCCACAGAAAUGCACGCUCGUUAUUAGAAGGUGAAGAUUGCAUUAGGAAAAUAUUAAGAUGACAAGUCCUCUUUAUGUGCAUGGGUAUAAAUGCAAUUUCAAUAUGAUCAUGUUCAUACCAAUACAUGGAUGUGCAUGACUAUUUACAAUAGCAGCUGAGUGACAAAAUACCUGAACAACUGAAUGGAAGUUUUUUCAAGUUUAAAAUACAAUACUACAAGUGAUGUAAAUAUAGAUUAUUAUUUGUGAUGUUGAUGUGCUACAGGUUAUUCUUUAUCAACAUCUUGGGGAAGAAAAUAGGAUAUUCAGUUUUGGGAUUUCUCUAGCCCGAAACCAGAUAUGAAAAUGAUCUAAAUGGCAAUAUAAAGCCGACUGAAAGCACUACAAAAUACUUUAAUGAAAUUCUCUAAAAUGACUUUUUUUUUAUAAAAUUAGCUUUCAUUUGAAAAUUUUACCACAUAAGAAUUGGCUGUAAAAGUUAUAAUUUUCAAUUUCGACAAUCCCUGAAAGCCAUCUUUGGCCCAUGAGAAGAUGUACUUGAAACCAAAUAACAGAUCUUAUCAAUCUUGCAAGGUUUAACGAACAAACAAAACAAAAAGAACAUUGACGGGCAGUUUAACUAAGCUUAAUAUAAAAUUACUUAGCUUACAGCUUUGCCUACUAUCAGUCCCAAUGAUCAAAGCAUGCGGUACACAUUUUUCACUGGCAUUUUCUUAUUGGUGUCAGAAAUGUGCAGUAUUUUAUCAACAUUUACUAUUGACUAAAAGGUGGAGUUACUAGCAUAUUAUAAAAUAUUAGUUUUAUAGUUUAAAAAUGUUAGUUUUAUAUCUAAUGCAUCACUGAUUUGUGAGAUAUGCUUCAUAAAUGUUUAUUUUUGCUGACAUUUCUGACUUCUAACCCAGGUAUUUGCAAGGACCAAAUGCAUAUGGUACAACUCUCAUUCAUCUAUCUACUGUAUUCAUAUAUCUACUGUAAAUUGUAUGAGAACAUGCAGUUUGAGCAGUACUUGAUGUGAACAGAUAUUUUUUUACUCAUUCUUAAAUUUAUUUUAUAUAACAUAUUUCAAAUAACAUAGAAGCUGAUAUAUUUUAUAAUUGCAGUGUGAUUUUAGUUUCUGAUUUACAAGUGUCAUUUGACCAAUGUAGAGGUUUAAUGGAAAUGUAUGAAAAUGACUGACUCAGAGGUGAUAUAAUUAGUUUUGUUGUAUAUAAGCCUGAACCAGCUGAAUUUAGAUUUUGGAAUAUAAGCAAUUAGGUUAUAGUUCAAUAUUUCUGGACAGGGUGUGACCAAGCCUUACCAGGUUCAAAAAGUCAUGGCAUACUUCCAACAUUUACACCAGUAAUGUAGAGUACCUGACCUGACUACCAUACUGUGUUACUUAACAGUAUCAUUGUACUUUUAAAAUAAUUUAAAUUUUUAAGAAUUUUAGUGAUAAUAACAUUUAGGAACUUUGUAUACACAUUUAUAUUUGUAAAACUAUUUUGAAUUAAGAACUGAGGGCCAAAUAAAUGUUUUUAAUAUA
This is a messenger RNA of Lingula anatina, 2600 nucleotides long. RefSeq lists its product as uncharacterized. The record is from RefSeq and is a predicted model, not a curated record. Gene Ontology annotation, cellular component: plasma membrane. Gene Ontology annotation, molecular function: G protein-coupled receptor activity. Lineage: Eukaryota; Metazoa; Brachiopoda; Lingulata; Lingulida; Lingulidae. Gene Ontology annotation, biological process: adenylate cyclase-activating G protein-coupled receptor signaling pathway.